Messenger RNA from Cucurbita moschata (crookneck pumpkin), 1418 nucleotides. RefSeq names its product bZIP transcription factor 18-like. The transcript has 4 exons. Lineage: Eukaryota; Viridiplantae; Streptophyta; Magnoliopsida; Cucurbitales; Cucurbitaceae. Gene Ontology annotation, molecular function: DNA-binding transcription factor activity. Gene Ontology annotation, biological process: regulation of DNA-templated transcription. Bases 108 to 1091 code for a protein of 327 amino acids. Gene Ontology annotation, cellular component: nucleus. The record is from RefSeq and is a predicted model, not a curated record.
AAAUUCUAACAAACCCAAAAAAGUUCUCUAUGCGCCCAAAAACAAAGCACGAGUAUGGAGGGACAUGACCCACUUUGAUUUAGAGGAGGCUCAAAACCUUCAAUUCCAUGGAAAUCCCUGACCCAUCCAACCAAAUGGCUUCCUCUUCCAAUCCCACCGCCCCUAUUCGCGGUUCAUUCCACCGCCGAGCCCAUUCCGAGGUCCAUUUCCGGAUUCCGAGUGAUCUCGAUCUCGUCUCGGACCCUUUCGAUGGCCCCUCUUCUGGAUUUGGAGAUCUGGGCUUCGAGGAUGAUCUAUUGUGCACCUUUAUGGACAUUGAGAAGAUCGGAUCCAAAAUCGACAAUGGGUCGUCGUCGAAAUCUGAAGGGGCAGACGGCGGCGGUGCUACGGCGGAGAAUGUCGAUGGGGAGAAAAUCUCCCGCCCGAGACACCGUCAUAGCAAUUCCGCUGAUGGGUCUUCCAUUAUGGAGUCUAUUGAGGCUAAGAAGGCCAUGGAUCCCGAUAAACUUGCAGAGUUGUGGACUAUUGAUCCUAAGCGAGCUAAGAGGAUUUUGGCGAAUAGACAGUCUGCUGCUCGGUCGAAAGAGAGGAAAGCUCGCUACAUAAUGGAGCUUGAGAGAAAAGUUCAAAGCCUUCAAACCGAAGCGACAACUCUUUCUGCGCAGCUCACAUUGUACCAGAGAGAUACCACAGGGCUUUCAACCGAAAACACCGAGCUCAAACUUCGCUUACAAACUAUGGAACAGCAAGCGCAUUUACGUGACGCUCUUAACGAAGCAUUGAAAAAGGAAGUCGAGCGCCUUAAGAUUGCGACGGGGGAACUAAUGACAGCUACAGAUUCAUAUAACUUCGGAAUGCUUCAAGUUUCACAUCCCCAAUCUUGCUUUCAGCCCCAACCGCAACCCGAACGACACAACCCGCAAAGGACUCAAAGACCCCAAGUUCAUCCAUUCCAUUCUAGUUUACCAAACCCGCAUCAAGCUAUGUUCGUUGCAUCCCACCAACCACACGCCUUGACAGAAAUGUUUCAGCAGGAUCCUAUCAGCCGAUUGCAGGGUCUCGAUAUCGGUAGCCAAGGCGCAGAAAUAUAGCCCGAAACCUCCUCCAUAUCCAUUUGUGAAAGUAGCAGCACAUUUUAACCCAAUUUUUUCGCCAACCUACGCAUCGACCUCCCCGUAACGAAAAAAAGGUGGCUUGUUCAUAGAUUGACCCUGUUAACAGACAAUCUUUUUCCACAUUCAUAUGUCGUUCGUUCGUUCCUUCCUUCCUUCGUCAUACUCGACGGGAUAGAAAAAAUCAUUCUUGUGAUCUAAAGAUAAGCUCUCUUGGUUGAAUCUCUGUUUCAUACUCCCAUUUUACUCUCACUCUUGAUCCUCUUUCAAGCAAUUCAUCAUGUUCUUCAUUCUUUAUUAAGCUCA